AACUGUAAAGAGGAUACAUGAGAAACAAUCCGAACACAAAAAUGGUGGGUGCUGAAAAUGAUAAUCACGAUCGUAAGGAAUUAAAUAUCAAAGAAAAUAUGGAUAACAAUCGACAAAAUGGAGAGUUAGUUUCUACAGAGAACAACGAGGAAAGAAAUGUGAAUGCAGAAAUUGACGAACAAAGGAAAAAAUAUCAACCAUCACGUCUAGAAUCAUUUUUUGCAAUAACAAAAUCAUUAAUUAUACGUGCCCUCAUCAUUUAUUGUAUUAGUCAUCUAUUCAGACGACUUCAAACUGACAAUUCUCAAUUUCCUGGUGUUAUAAAUCCAGCACAUUUGCAAGCUGUAAAUAUAUUUGAGAAUGGGACAUUAUUUGACAUGCAUGUUUAUUUAUCGGAAUCAGAGAAUUUUAGGCAGUUUGACGAUCCAAGAACAUUAGUAUGGUUAGAACAAGGAUUGAUAUAUGGAGAUUGGUACAGUGGACCAUUUAAAGAUGGAUCAAAGAUUAAAAAUUAUAAAUUUGUUCCAUCUGAUCAAUUAAAAAAUAAUGGAUCCAUAUACCUUCAUAUAUAUGUUACUAAAAGUGGAAAGUCUCCAAAUCCCAAAGUUGGAAAAAAUAAUUACGCAGGAGAUUAUAUGUCAUACUCUAGAAAAAUGUUAAAUAAAUUCAAAAAAGUUAAAUAUCAGAAGAAGCAUAAUCUAUUAACUGGUGAGACUACUGCAAGUAAAGAAGAAAUCGAGAAAGCAGAAUUAAUGAAUCAAGAAUAUUUAUCACAUUGGCAUCCGAAUUUAACUAUUAAUUUAGUAACAGAUCAUACUAAUUGGGUGUAUGGUCAAGUAGCUUCACCUUUAGAUACAUAUAUUCACUUUCUACCUGGUGAAAAAUUCUAUAAGCCUGUAAUAUAUAUGAAUGAUUUUUGGAAUAUGCAAAGAGACUAUCAACCAUUAAAUGAUACUAUAAAAGAACUUGAACUUAGAUUAACUUAUCAGCCGCUUUCAUUAUUUAAGUGGCAGAUUUAUGCAGCUCAAACAAUGAGAAAUAAAUGGACAUCGUCACUUAUGGGAGAUUCAACAGAUGAAGAUGAUAAUGAUCAAGAUACUUUGAAAGAAGCAUUAUUGGAAACUAAUCCUUACCUCUUAGGUCUGACUAUAAUUGUAUCAGUAUUACACAGUGUAUUUGAAUUUUUAGCAUUUAAAAAUGAUAUACAAUUCUGGAACAACCGUAAUUCAUUGGAAGGACUGUCAGUUCGAUCUGUAUUUUUCAAUGUUUUUCAGUCAUUGAUUGUUUUAUUGUAUGUUCUUGAUAAUGAAACAAACACAGUAGUUCGGAUUAGUUGUGCAAUAGGUUUAUGCAUAGAAGUAUGGAAAAUUAAUAAGGUCGUGAAUAUUACCGUUGAUAAAAACUUAAAAAUACUUGGUAUCUUCCCAAAAAUAAGUUUCCAUGAUAAAGGGUCAUAUGUAGAAUCUUCCACAAAAGAAUAUGAUAGACUUGCUUUUAAAUAUUUAUCAUGGACUCUUUAUCCUCUUUUAGGAGGAUAUGCAAUUUAUUCAUUGAUGUAUUUAGAACAUAAAGGAUGGUAUUCUUGGGUUCUCAGUAUGCUCUAUGGAUUUUUAUUAACGUUUGGAUUUAUUAUGAUGACACCACAACUAUUUAUUAAUUAUAAAUUAAAAAGCGUGGCACAUCUUCCAUGGCGUAUGAUGUCUUACAAAUUUUUAAAUACGUUUAUUGAUGAUAUUUUUGCAUUUGUUAUAAAAAUGCCAACACUAUAUAGAAUUGGUUGCUUCCGUGAUGAUAUCGUUUUCUUUAUAUUUUUAUACCAAAGAUGGAUAUACAAAACUGAUCAUACCAGAGUAAACGAAUUUGGUUUUUCUGGCGAAAUGGAAGCUAAAAUAACUAAAGAUAAAAAACAAGAAUCUAUCAAAGAUCGUCCAAAAAAUGAAAUAAAUAAAAAGAACGAGUAAUGUCUGGUACAUAAUGUUAGCACUAAAUAUAUUAUUCAAACUUUAUCUCAAAUUAAUAAAUUUAUUAGUACCAAAGGAUAUAUCUAUACGCAUUAAUGCCUUUGUGACUUUGAUAUAACUACGUGUGUAUGUAUAUAUUCUUUUGGUUUUAAGAUCUAGCCAAUUGAAAAGCCUCGCAAAGACAUUGAUGUACUUGAAUAAGAAUAUCAUUGUUUAUUGCAAUUGGCAAAAUAUCAGAAAAAAUUUAAUACAGUUGUAAAGAAUGAUAUGAAUAUGUGCUCUUUUUAACAAACAAUUGUUAUCACGCUUUGAUUUAAACUUAUAUUUUCGUUUCGUUUAUAUUUCAAUCUUUUGUAACAAUUGUUAUCAUUCUAUAUCAAAUCAAACAAAUAUGAAAUUUAUUUGAAUGUUUAAAAAUAUUUUAAGCUAUGAAUUGUUCAUACAUAUAUCUAUAUAUAUGGAAUAAUCUGGAUUACAGAUGCAUAUUUUCAUGAAUAAUUUAAAUAAAAAAUAUAUUUUGUACAUGUACAUCAUAGUCUGGCACCAAGUCUGGCAUCAAAUAUUUUGUUUGCUGUUACCUAUGUAUGCAUUAAGUUUUGUCAAACAGUUUUGAAAAAAAUAGCUAAUUCUAAAUAUAUUUAUAUGAAUAUGUUAAAAAUUGUUAGACAAAAUUUAAGUUAGACAAAUCUUAGACAAAAUUAUAAUUAUUGUUUCUAAUAAAUCAUCGUCAACAA
Messenger RNA from Frieseomelitta varia, 2695 nucleotides. Its product is annotated as cleft lip and palate transmembrane protein 1 homolog. The transcript is spliced from 6 exons. NCBI's taxonomy places the organism in Eukaryota, Metazoa, Arthropoda, Insecta, Hymenoptera, Apidae. The record is from RefSeq and is a predicted model, not a curated record. Gene Ontology annotation, cellular component: membrane; endomembrane system. The coding region runs from base 18 to 1961 and encodes 647 amino acids.